Molecule: messenger RNA, 2435 nt
Organism: Polyodon spathula (Mississippi paddlefish)
Lineage: Eukaryota; Metazoa; Chordata; Actinopteri; Acipenseriformes; Polyodontidae
Product: rab9 effector protein with kelch motifs
Exons: 19
Coding region: 1-1575 (524 amino acids)
Molecular function (GO): protein binding
Source: RefSeq, a predicted model, not a curated record
AUGAGGGGGCAGGCAGAGUACUCUGAGGCUGACAGUGGAACGCACCAAGCUAAAAAUAAUCCUAAAUUAGCAAGUGGUCAAUGGGUUGACAAGGAGAUCAAAGGACAUCCACCAAGCCCAAGGUACGGACAUGCGCUGGCAGUGGCUGGAAACAUAGCAUUCUUGUUUGGAGGUGUUUCUACUUUGAUCUCCCCUGAUGGUCAACCAAAAUACCACAAUGAUUUUUAUAUCUUGACAGUGUCUCCUUCUGAUGUGAGCUGGGAAUUGAUGCCCCAAAAUGGACAGAUCCCGCCAGCAAGAGAAGGGCAUUCACUUUGUUUGAUAAAGAGCAAACUGUACCUAUUUGGAGGGUCUUCCUUCUUGCAAGCUGAAGAAUGCCUUCCUGGAGUGUACUGCUUUGACAUUGGAACAUUAACAUGGGAAAAGUUAAAGACCAGUGGAAGGGCCCUGCAGAGUUUGAAGCACAGCUCAAAUGUUGUUGGGGAAAACAUCUAUGUCUUUGGAGGUAUAUUGAAAGGCAAUGCUUGUGAUGACCUCCUUGUGUUUAACACAGUGGCAUUGACAUGGACUCCAGUCAAAACCACUGGCUCUGUUCCAUCUGCAAGGUUUAACCAUACAACUGCAUUAAUCGGUGAACAAAUCUACAUGUUUGGAGGCAGUUCAGCAGGAGAUUCCUAUCACAAGGAUAUUUACAUUCUUGAUACAGGGACUCUAGUCUGGCAGAAGUGUGAGGUUAAGGGAGAUUCGCCAAGUGGGUCUGUGAGUCAAACAUUUACUGCCCAUCAUGACAAGGAUAUCUACUUGUUUGGAGGUCGAUGUGAAAGCAAAAAUGGCACCACAACAAAUGAAAUACAAAAGCUAAGCAUUGCAAAGAUGAAAUGGAAAGUGCCGCUUUAUGUAGGGAUCCCUCCAGCUCGCAGGCAUGGUCAUGCAGCAUUUAUUCUCCAUAGUCACAUGUAUAUCUUUGGAGGUGCUAAUGAAGAACAGGAGUUUAAUGAUGUUAAAGUGAUGAAACUAAUAAAUCCUUCUGAAAGACAGCCAAUAAUGAAAGAAAUCCUGUCAGAAUUUGGAAUCCAAGGAGUCAGCAAUGGGUUUGCACCUACAAAGGUUCCUAAAGUCAAGUAUGAGCUAACAGAGUCUCCUUUUCCAGCAAGAAUUGACUCACCUCCUCCCAUCCAAGAAGCAGACCACAGAGAUUUCAAUACUGUUCGCAAUGAAGCUAUGGAAAUGGUUACCAGAGCUUUUGCUAUAGUGGACAAUGCGUUUCAGAAGCUGGAUAAUGAAAAGUCUGAGCUUUCUCAGGCGACAAUUGCUUUUCAGUAUGAAAAAGAAGCCUACAGCACCCAACAUCAAAAACAGCAGCAGGAACUGAAGGAAAUGCUAGAAAAACACAAGGCCCAGAAUGAGGCAUGGCUGAAAGCCAGAGCAGAGGAAAAUGACAGAGAAAGAAAGGAACUCUGUAAACUCAGGGAGGAAGUACUACAUGAACAAGAGAAACUGAAAGAAGAGCAAUUAAACAUUCAAAAACGCAGUGAACAGUUGCUUUCUAUAAUGCAGCAGUUUAAAGGCAUGUAAAGUUCAUUAAAGUAUAGACAGCUCAGGAUUCAGAGCCAAAGAAAUUAUAACGGUGAAGAUUGCUGAACAGUAGACAUUAGUUUGGGUUCAGUUAUACAGCAUAAAUUAGUGUGGCUCUCCAAAACAUGUAUUUCUGAGUUGAGUGACAAUAGCCAAAAUAUUGUAAUUGUGUUCCCUUUAAAGAGGUGCUUGAGCACUUUGAUAACUUGUUGUCUAAUUAGCCCUGAUUAUCACGGUUAAAAUGUUUUCUAACGUCUAAAUUGGUGAAAGUGUGAAAGAAAUACUGCUUUUGUAUACUAAAUUAGCGUAAUAUCAUUAAUGCCAGUUACACCACUAUCAGGGGAUUGCUUCCCAAAAGCUACUUUAACCUAACCAACCUUGUGAAAGCAUCCUAUAACAAACUUUGCAAAAUGCAUGUGUCUGGGGUAGUCGUGUGGUAUAAAAAAAAAAAAAAAAAAAACUUCUAUAUUUACCCCAUAUAUCAGCAAUUAGUUUCAAAUGGAUUAUAAGGCCUGUUUCCCCAUUACUUCUUAAUAAUGCCCAUGAGAAUCUCAGAACAAGUUGAAUUCUCACCUUACUUGAUAUAAUAAUACUGAAUUCACAAGUAGCCGUGUUAUCGGAAAACAGUCCCUCGGACUAGAUUAAUUACUGGCAAUGUAAGGAGUGCUGAAAUACACAGUAAACUGUGCAUUUUUUCAUGUAUUAGAAACACAUAAAGGUUGGUAUCCAUUCUGUUCUGAUGUGUGCAAUUUAUAAUUCAAGAUAUUUGCAUAUUUGUGUGAAGGCAGUUCUCUGUAACACUAAAUAAAGCAACACAAUAUUUAAACUAAUAUAACUAAUGAUUUCAUGUAUUAUAUGCA